AUGUCCAAAAGAACCGAUGUUGUAUUGUUAGACUCGGAUGAAGAAGACCAGCCACCUUUAAAGGUCCAGAGGGCUGAGGCCGUCACUAUCAACCAAAUAAAGAAGCCGUACAUGAGCUCGGAUAAUGACGAUGACGAUGACGAUGAUGAUGAUGAUGAUGAUGAUGAUGAUGAUGACGAAGGCGAACACGCUGAAAUACUGAAUAUACCGGUAACUCAUAAUCUCUCAGAAUCCACAUCGGAGUUCGGCUCAUCUUCCUCGUCGUCUUCCCCAAACUCGGACUCAGACUCCAAAUCGCUAAACGAACCGAUUUCUAUCGAAGAAUACAAAGCCGUGGUCAACGAAGAGGCUCCUAAUACCUUUCAGGACCCUACCCAGGUCCCACCAGAAGUGAGACUAGAAACUAGGAAAUAUCUUAAAGCUCACGGAAUAAUGAAGUUUUUGGAAAGAUAUCUACCAACUACAGCCUCGUCUGACGAUAUUCUAAGCUUAAUCUUAAAAUUGGGAUUCUUGCCAAAGGAUAUCAGCGACUACAACGAAGAAGAGAAUCUUAUUAGGCUAAUCAGAAUUUUGAACUUGGCCAUGAAAAAAACUAUCUCUAUGAGAAACAGGUUGACCAAUUUCACAACGGUAGACGAAGUGUUGGGCAGAAUACUAACUGCCAACAAGAUUAUGGUUAUCACUGGUGCUGGGAUUUCUACUUCCCUUGGUAUACCAGACUUCCGUUCGUCCCAAGGGUUUUAUAGCCAGUUACAACAUUUGGGACUUUCUGACCCCCAAGAAGUAUUCGACUUAGAGUUUUUCCAUCAAGACCCAACCAUCUUUUAUCUGAUUGCGCAUAUGAUAUUGCCUCCACAAGACUCAUUCACUCCAUUGCAUGCGUUUAUCAAAUUGCUACAAGACAAAGGUAAAUUGUUAAGAAAUUAUACCCAGAACAUCGAUAACUUAGAAGGUGUUGUUGGAAUAGAAGAAGAUAAAUUGAUACAAUGCCAUGGUUCAUUUGCAACCGCGCUGUGCGUGACUUGUGGUUACCAUAUCCCUGGAGAGGGAAUCUUUGCGCAAAUACGUGCCAAGGAAGUAGCUUACUGCCCUAAAUGUAAUUCUAAACGUGAGAAAUUGUUGAAGAAGGAAGAUGUUUAUCUUGCUGAAAGUUACGGUGUAAUGAAGCCAGACAUCACCUUUUUUGGAGAACCCCUACCACUGAGAUUCCACAGAACGAUCAAGCAAGAUAUCACUGAGUGUGACUUAUUGAUUUGCAUUGGUACUUCUUUAAAAGUGGCCCCUGUGUCGCACAUCUUGGAAAGAGUUCCAGAGGAUGUUCCGCAAGUACUAAUUAAUAAAGACCCGAUUGAUCAUUUUAACCUUGAUGUUAGUUUAUUGGGCUACUGUGAUGAAGUAGCUGCUUACUUGUGCGACAAAUUAGGUUGGGAUUUAGAUCAUAAGGAUUAUAAUAGAAUUAGAGGAGAGGGCGGCAAGAAUUUGGAAUUGGUAUCAGCUGAGGGUGAUGAAGGUACCUACUAUGUAAACGCGAUCAAAUCUGAAGAGAUGAAUAAUUGA
Molecule: messenger RNA, 1557 nt
Organism: Dujonia railenensis
Lineage: Eukaryota; Fungi; Ascomycota; Pichiomycetes; Serinales; Debaryomycetaceae
Source: the annotation of a GenBank genome assembly